CCAGCUUAGGGCUUUACACUGCGUCCGAUCGUGACCGCGCAGCACGUAUAUCUGUUGGUACAGUUCGCCUGUAUUUAAAGGACGUCGACAUCGAGAAUCGUGUUGGAAUCGAUGUAGAGGCUGCAAGACGGCACAUCCUGCAAAUCAGAUGGUCUGCAAACCCAGCAGAUUCUAUUGCCAGCACCAUUGGAUCACUUGUCCAAAAGCUAGAUGAGGUUGUUAAAGCUGCCGAUGACAUAAGUUCAAGGGUCCAUCCAUUCCUGAAUCUGGCGUGGCAAGCAACCUCUCUUUUAUAUAAGAUUGUGUCAAACCAAUUCAAGACGGAUAAAAAACUCGUCGACCUUGUUGACCACAUGCAACAAGCAUUUGGCUUCGCUCGUGAUGCACAAUCAUUAGGCGAUACUACUGAGAAGCUCAAGGAGGUUAUAUGUGAACUCCUGAAAUUAACUAUUGAGUUGUGUACCUUUGUGAAAGAAUACACUAAAAGCAGCUUUAUUGGUCGAACACUCAAGAUUAGUAGCGGGCCGAAGAUAAACGAUUACAAGGAGCGCUUGCUUCUUCUGAGGAACUCGAUGGACUCUGGUAUUGCCCUUCACGGCGCGCUCACGACGAGUCGUGUGUCUGUUAAGAUUGACAUCAUGGAACUGCAACAGCGACCUAAAAUCGUUUGAAGCAUUACUCGAGCCAAUGAGAUCAGACACGUCCGAAC
Fomitiporia mediterranea MF3/22 is the source of this 709-nucleotide messenger RNA. RefSeq lists its product as uncharacterized. NCBI's taxonomy places the organism in Eukaryota, Fungi, Basidiomycota, Agaricomycetes, Hymenochaetales, Hymenochaetaceae. The coding region runs from base 354 to 671 and encodes 105 amino acids. The record is from RefSeq and is a predicted model, not a curated record. The transcript has 5 exons.